AUGGGACCAGUAAAACAUAGAGGAGACGUAUCAGCACAAGAUACAUUGACCGCGGUAGUAUCGAAUGGUGAGCCUAAUUCCUCAACCGUAGACGAAUGUCCUGUUGGAAACGUAUCAAUUGAUAGUGUAACUAAUACAGCUGAGAUGGUUGCAAUCACGCCAGAAGAUGACGUACAUUUAACAACAAUAAGUCCAAUAGCAGAUGCAAGCGGCAUUCCUUCCAUGAAAUCAAUCAGUUUGGACUAUUUUCUGUGGCUGGUUAAUCGAUUAUCCAAAAGGACGGUCGAUGAAAAUUCUUUUGUUCCAGGAUUCACAGCCAUUAGAAGCUCGUUAACUAAUUUAAAUUUUCAUGACACCACAAAGAUCCUUACUCCAAUCUUACCGUAUCCAGCUACUACAUACGAUGCAAUAUUCACCACCAUGAUAAAUUUCCAAGACGCUCUGAAGCAGAAAGGAGAUACGUAUGGCGGUUUGUGGGCAGACGAAGGUGUAUACCGCAUUGCGAAAGAAAUUCAACUCCUAAAGCCAGAUAAAUUUAGCAACAUAUUUCUUGGUCUUGGAGGGUUUCAUAUGGAAAAAGUUGUGUUCGCGUGUCUUGGCGCAUAUUUGGAACCGUCGGGAAUAUUUUCUGUUUUAGUCGAAACCGAGUGCUAUGGUACCGAUACUAUCAAUGGUGUGAUUUCUGGUUCCCAUUAUUCCAGGGCUCGUACAGCCCAUUCUAUGAUCAACGAGAUUAUCAUGUCCUUGAUGCUAGAGGCAUUCCAAGCAGAAUAUCCAGAAAAGAGUGUCCUAUUUGAAGACCUUCUAAUAGACUGUCAAUCUGAGGAGAUGACAACUGAUUAUUCGAACACCAUAAAGGAACAGUCUAAAGAUAUAGAGGAAGACUUUCAAAAUUUCAUGAAAGAAAAAUCACGGCAAUCCCAGUCAUUUGCUUAUUGGUUUACGUAUGUUUUCGAGCUUUUUCCAAUAGCACGAGAUCUUACAAAUUCAAUGCGUUCUGGUGACUGGAUACUUUAUCUUAGUGCUGUUGAAAGAGCAACCUCGCUGUUUUUCUUUUUUGGACGGACUAACUAUAGUAGAUGGACACCUUUAUUCCUGCAGGAUUGUUGCCAAUUAAAAGAUAAGUUUCCACUUCUCUAUAGCUCAUACAUGGAUGGUGGAUUUGUUGUAAAUACCCCGAGAACAGGCAGUGGGGUUCGGUUUGACCAAGCUCUGGAGCAAAGCUACAACCGACCCGCUAAAGUUAGCGGUGGUAUAAUUGGUUUUACUAGAAAGAAAGACGCAGUGGCGUUGUGGGGUAUCAUCAAACACAAGAAAGAUGAAUACGUUCAUCUCCUUAAGAUGCAAGAUAAUGUAGACGGAGAACUGUCAGUUCAUCACAAUUUUAACCAGAGCAGUGCAAAAAAGAUAAAAGAAUUGAUGCAAGAAAUACAAAAUUACCUUCUGAAGGUUUGUAGUCCCUUUCUUGAUCUGGAGACUUUCAAGAAUGUACUUACUGGAGAGAUUGUGUCCAAAGUAGACGUGAGCAAGCUGCUGUGCUGUACAAAGAUGGGUGGUGGUGCUUUCGCUGAAUUUGUUGAAAAUCGUCUACGAGACAAAAAAGUUUCCAUACACUCCACGAUAAGUAAGAUCAAAUAUUCUUCGCCUCAUGUUUCGACACAUUCGGCCUCGAAGACAGACAUCAAAGACAAGACUAUCAAAGCUCUGAUGUUUAUUGAAUAUGGCCGUCAUUGUGGUUUCCCCGCAGAAGAGCUACUCGUCCAUGAAAUCACCAGGUCCGCUUUCUUCUUGGUUGACAAGGAUGGCUAUGUGAAAAAGAGUGUAAAAUCCCAGUUGGCGACAGAGAUCCUAAGCUAUGCCCAGAAAUAG
Molecule: messenger RNA, 1869 nt
Organism: Paramuricea clavata
Lineage: Eukaryota; Metazoa; Cnidaria; Anthozoa; Malacalcyonacea; Plexauridae
Source: the annotation of a GenBank genome assembly